ACUUCCGACCCGCGCCGCACGCAAACCAGUCCCCCUCUUCCCUCGGCCGCCGCAGAGAGAGAACAGCACCGCAGCGGAGAGGGGAGAGAGAGACAGAGGGAUCAUGGUGGCGCCGAACGUGAAGGCGGAGACGAUGAGGCUGAUGGACCGGCGGUCGGCGCUGGAGGCGGAGAUGGACGCCAUCAUCGCCGCCCUCUCCGCGCCGGGCGGGGCGGGCAUCACGGGCUCCCUCGUCGACGCCGAGGGUUUCCCCAGGGCGGACAUCGACAUCCCCGCCGUCCUCGCCCAGCGCCGCAAGCUCGGUGAGCUGAGGAAUGACCACAAGGAUGUUACAAGCAAAAUUGAGAAGAAUCUGGAAGUUUUACACUCUACAAAAUUAACAAGAAAUGAGCAAUCAAUCCCAAGAAGUUCUGGUAUAUCAGCUCCACUGCAUGGUGGAUUGUCUCAAAAUGAUCCUAUGGAAGAGGAUGUGGUAACCAGACUUCCUUUUGCCAUAAUUGAUGACAUUGCAGAUGGUUCUCCUGCUGCUUUGGAUGGCUUGCUGCUUGGGGAUGAGAUAGUGAAGUUUGGGAGUGUAGAGGCUGGUGGCAGACUGCAAGAAAGGCUUGUUUCUGAAGCCGUUUCCAAUGAGGAUAAUCAAGUAUCUCUACUCAUCAUUCGUCAGGGAUCACCAAUGAACUUGACAAUCACACCAAGAAAGUGGCAUGGAAGAGGACUUAUGGGGUGCCAUUUCCGAAUCUUAUGAAGGGUCGGUCUAUAUAUUCAACUGAAGAAUGGCGUGCUUUCACGUCUGCACUUGUGCUGACAGCUCUUGCCGCUCAACGUUUCAAUCGAGUCGAAGUAAACUGAUAACCUGAAUGCCUGUACUUACUUUACCUGUAGCUGCGCUUAAAGUACAAUGCCACUUGUGGAACCUGUAGUUGCCUUGGUUACAAGCUUUAUUUGGUACAAUUCCUAUAGCUGCGCUUAAAGAACUAUGCCCAUCA
Triticum urartu is the source of this 986-nucleotide messenger RNA. RefSeq names its product 26S proteasome regulatory subunit. Lineage: Eukaryota; Viridiplantae; Streptophyta; Magnoliopsida; Poales; Poaceae. Gene Ontology annotation, molecular function: protein binding. The record is from RefSeq and is a predicted model, not a curated record. Gene Ontology annotation, biological process: proteasome regulatory particle assembly. Gene Ontology annotation, cellular component: nucleus; cytoplasm.